GACUGGCUUUGACCCCCGCCCCCACUGCUCUCGGUCGAGAUGGAGCUGCCGAGACGGCCCCCGGGGGUAGGAUCGGUCCUUUCGGUACUGGAUAUGCACACGGGUGGUGAGCCGCUCCGGAUCGUCACCGGCGGCUUCCCCCCGGUGCCGGCGGGCGACCUCCUCAGCAAACGGCGCUACGUGCGGGAGCGGCUGGACGGCCUGCGGCGGAGGCUGAUCUUCGAGCCCCGCGGCCACAGGGACAUGUACGGGGCGCUGCUGGUGGGCUCCGAGCGGCCGGACGCUCACCUCGGAGUCCUCUUCAUGCACAACCAGGGCUACAGCACCAUGUGCGGGCAUGCCGUGCUGGCCCUCGGCCGCUACGCCCUGGACUACGGGCUGAUCAAAGAGCCCAGCUCCCCCGAAACACAGGUCAAUAUCCACUGUCCCUGCGGCCUAGUCCGGGCUUUCGUCCAGUACCACAAGGGCAAGAGCGGGCGGGUCCGCUUCCACAGCGUCCCCGCCUUCGUCUUCGCUACAGAUGUUACUGUUGAUGUACAAGGAUAUGGGAAGAUUGCAGUGGAUAUUGCAUAUGGAGGUGCUUUUUAUGCAUUUGUGAGCGCAGAUCAUUUUGGUUUAGACGUUUGUUCCUCCAGGACCCGGGAUCUUGUAGAUGCAGCAGUAGCUGUCACUAAUACUGUGAAAACACAUGUUAAGCUCCACCACCCUGACAGUGAAGAACUUGCUUUCUUGUACGGGACUAUAUUAACUGAUGGAAAAGACGCAUUUUCAGAAGAGCCAACGGCAAAUAUUUGUGUUUUUGCAGAUGCUCAGGUUGACAGAAGUCCUUGUGGCUCAGGUGUGACAGCUCGUGUUUCACUGCAGUACCACAAAGGAUUGAUACCUCUGAAUCAAACGAGGACAUUUCAGAGCGGUCCAACAAGCUCACUGUUCACGGCAAAAGCUGUAGAGGAAGCUAAGUGUGGCGAUUUUAAAGCUGUUAUAGUGGAAAUAUCAGGACAAGCACAUUACACAGGAACAGCAAGUUUUUAUGUGGAAGAUGAUGAUGAUCUGAAAGAUGGAUUUCUGCUCCGAUAAGAAUUUUUAAAAAGUCAGUUGUCAUUAAGAAUCAAACGGGUAUUUUAAAAACAUUAAUUUCUAAACUUCCCAUCUUUCUAAAUGCAAUUUAGCAUUCUUAAUUUGAAUCUUAUUAUCUCGAUGGCAUUGAGUUAUUCUUGUAUAAUUGUUUGUGUCAUGUGUUUAGUAAUGGUUAAUCAUGAGUUAAAUAUUUACAAUGUGCCAUGAACCAAUUACGUAUUUCACACCAGAAAUGUUUCAUACUGAGUAAAUCUAUCUGGUAUUUCAGUCUGAACAAAGUGCUUUCCUGUUAAUGGCGUUAAUUGUACUUAAGUGUAUCAUGCAAUGCAACUCUGUGCACUGUUAAUUGUGAGGAUACAGUGUAGGCAGACAAAGAUGCUAGUCUGCAAAAUAUUUCUAAUGGCUUUGAAUCACAAUAUACUUAUGCUUCUAUUGAAGUUAUUAAUCAGAACAUCUGACGAUGUAUGAAAACAUAGGAUCUAUAAAUCACUGCCUUCUCGGAUCACCACAAACUUUUUAAAAUUGUUAUAACCUGAAAUUUCUAUUAACUUAGUUUUAACGUUUAAUCAUUGUUAAUCUAUUAUGCAUAAUUCUGUAUCUCACUAUUAGGUAAAUUAGAUGUCUGUUUUGUAUGAUUUUAAUUUGAGUCUGAUGCUGGCAAAUCUGGCCAAUCUGUUACAAAGUUAUUUGUGAUAUUUGAUUUAAUUUUAUUUAAUUAAAGCUUUGGAGAACAAUAAAGUACAUUGCAAAACUAAAUGCAUUAGAAUUGGAUAUUGUGAUAUGAUAUUUAUGAUGGUUGCUGCACAGGGCUCUCAAAUUUAACGUUUCCUGUACUUUUGAGCAGCAACUUUAUAAUGUCCUGCAUUUUGUUCAGACUUGCAUACAAAUCAAUUUCUGAACAUUCAUAACCCAGGGACUGCCUGUACAAUACAAAGCCAGAUUAAGUGAACCAUAAAAUUGGUCGCAUAUUGUCCAAAGUAUUGAGAAUCAGCUUCAUAUUGAGAUUGAAAUGCUGUGACAAGUAGAAAACCAUAUUUAGGCGUAGUAUAUGGUCAAAAUAGUUAUAACAUUAUUCAAAAGCUUCUAAUAAAUCAAAAUCUCAUUUAUAAAUUUGCUCAAUACUAACCUGCUUUCUUAUUGGACAUAGAUGGAUUUUGAUAAAGCCAUUCAGUAAUAUAUUGGCAUAACCUUAAACAGGAGAACAAUUAACAUUACAAUUCAAAGGUAUAACAAUACAAGUUGAACACAGAAUUUCACAUGGGGUAAAUCUUCUGAUACUUCUGUUAAAUGUUCAAAUAUCAUCAAGUGCUUCACAGGUAAAAUUGUCAGUUCAGUGUUGCGUCGACCAAUAGAUUACAGGUUUCAUACCAAAUGAGUAUGUUGUUUAUAGAAUCCUCGAUUAAUAAAGUGAAAACGUACUGGUCUCUUGCACAUUCCUAAUUUUGAUAGAGAGAGCAUCAUUGUUCAUGUUUUGAGCAGCCUGAGCCCUAAGCUGUGGAAUUUCCUUCAUAAAAUUCUCCACCU
Messenger RNA from Stegostoma tigrinum, 2601 nucleotides. Its product is annotated as trans-L-3-hydroxyproline dehydratase. Lineage: Eukaryota; Metazoa; Chordata; Chondrichthyes; Orectolobiformes; Stegostomatidae. Gene Ontology annotation, molecular function: hydro-lyase activity. The record is from RefSeq and is a predicted model, not a curated record. The transcript is spliced from 5 exons. The coding region runs from base 40 to 1077 and encodes 345 amino acids.